Poecilia reticulata (guppy) is the source of this 4952-nucleotide messenger RNA. The record is from RefSeq and is a predicted model, not a curated record. NCBI's taxonomy places the organism in Eukaryota, Metazoa, Chordata, Actinopteri, Cyprinodontiformes, Poeciliidae.
GACUCUGGGCAGGAUCGGUAUACCGUCUGUCUCUUUGGACAAGACUUGGACUCUGGGCAGGAUCGGUAUACCGUCUGUCUCUUUGGACAGGACUUGGACUCGGGGCAGGAUUGUACCUGUUGGUCUUUAUUUGGGACUGACUAUGUGAGGCCUGACCUGAAUGUUGCUCAUCUCGACUUAAGACUUGAAUCUGGGUGACCUGGCAUUGAUGUGUAUGAAGUUUUAGGUCAGAAACUAAGUGCUGGUCGUGUUGUGAGUCUCUGUCGUCGGGUCGGGGACGUUGGACGUUGCCUGUGUCCUCGUCUUGUCUCUAGACUUUCUAACCAGAUCUUGACAUCGUCUGGAUUUUAACCUCAUUGACUUGUUGAACUGCUGUACCUCGUCUUGGACUCACUCCCUGUAUUUACAGCCAUGUUGGACUAGACCGCCGUAACCACGAUGCAGCUCAUGUUGGCCAAGCAUUUCACUCGAGAUGAGAUCAGGAUUCUGGUCUUGCGGUGUGGAAAUCCAGUUUUAGGGCCGGAGAUUCACAUGCUACUCUUGGUUUGGUUUGUCGGUCUACCUUGGACUUACUGAUAACUUUAUGCUUGUUGGACCUGGAAGCUACCUUCCUUUAGCGUUGUCUUUGUCUUCACAUGUCUUGUUCUCCACCAUGGACUUGCCAACCAUAACUGUGGACUCAUUGAACCAAACCUGAGGUCUAAAUGGUUUGACUCUGGAUGAGUCACUCUUGGUGUUGCACCUGUUGGACCUACACCUUCCGGUUAGGACUGUAAUUUAUCGGACCUUAUCUUGAGCUAACCUCAGUUUCAGACAGAGUUGGGUGUUGCUGGUCUUGACUAAGGAAGUCUUGAUAUUGGACUCGCUCUUGUUGUGGCCUUGAUUGCUCCAGAUGUUGGCUGUGAUGCAGAAGUUGCCAAUCUUUAGUGGAUUAUGGACGUAAACUGUUGUYGGACCYUCUGGUUAGUCUUGCGUUGAGGUUUCACCUGCUCCUCRUGUUUCAYAUGACCRUGUUUGGACUUAACUAGCCAGAAUCGAGACCAAGUUCAAGACUUUGACCSUCUUGGUGUAAGAUUUGACUCUCAGUCAGUGUUGGACCCUCAAAUUGGGAUUYGACGACUUUUCAGAUCUCCUACCUCCCUUUUGUGUCGUUGGACUGGACUUGAUCCUAGACUUUGACUGAGCCUUUCUGACUUGAUGUUUAAUGACGACGUGAAACGACCCCCCGUGACAUAAAACUAACCCCGAUCCCGGAUUAAUCAGGAUAUUAAGUGACGCUGCUUGAUGAUCAAACCCGGUCCAAGUCAUUAUACGAAGACAAAACUAUUUAAAACACGCAGCGGAUGAGCUGCGUCCAGCUGCAGGCGUGAGGUUUUGGAGUGAAGCGCUCCAUGAGCCCCAGUGCAGUGCCGUAACUGUGGAGAUGUUUCUCUGGCUGUUUGCAGCAGUGUCAGGGCUCUCGGAGGUAAUCUGCUCUGUGUUUGUCUUGUAGAUGUUUUCCCCUCCUGUUAGCAGUGGAAAGAACGGACCCACCUCCCUGGGGAGCGGACAUUUCUCCGGCUCAAGUAUGGAGGAAAGAACAAACGCAGCUUCAUGGGCGAGUGGAAGUCGCUCCUCUAAGAGUUACGCUGACGGAUCGCAGUUCAUGGCGUCACAUGACAGCCUCUCGCCUCCGUACUCAAACUCCAGGCUAACAGGUAAAUCGGAGAGGAGCUCUUACCCGUACGGCAGGGAGUCCAACCCACACUGCCAUCAGGCGGUUCUGGGCGGCGAGCUGGCGAUGGGCAGCCCCAGCGCGGCGUCGCCCACCAAGCCGGCGGGUCAGUACUACCAGCACUACGGGUCCAACCCGCGCAGGAGAGCGCUGCACAUGGACGCCAUGGACGUCCAAACAAAGAAAGUGCGGAAGGUCCCUCCCGGCUUGCCGUCCUCAGUUUACGCUCCGUCUGCCAGCACAGCCGACUACAACCGGGACUCGCCUGGUUACCCGUCCUCCAAGCCGCCCAGCGCCGGGUUCCCCAGCUCCUUCUUCAUGCCAGAUGGUCACCACAGCGGCGACCCCUGGAGCAGCAGCGGCGGCGGCGGCGGCAGCAGCAUGAGCCAGCAGGGCUACCAUAGCAGCAUGCUGGGGGGCGGGACCUCGGCACACGGCGCCGCCCAGAGCUCCUCCUACUGCGGGAUCCACCCUCACGACCGACUGAGCUACCCGUCGCACUCCUCGUCCGCAGACAUCAGCUCCAGCCUUCCUCCCAUGUCCAGCUUCCACAGGGGCGGCGGCGGCGGAGGGGGCGGAGCCAGCCACUACAGCACCGCCUCCUGCACCGCCCCCGCCAACGGCACAGACAGCACCAUGGGUGAGAAACGGCACGAGACUCAGCCGCUGGUUUCAGAGAUCUACUCUCCAGAUCACACCAACAACAGCUUCUCGUCCAACCCCUCCACCCCGGUCGGCUCGCCGCCGUCACUCACAGCUGCCGGCUCCGCCGUCUGGUCGAGGAACGGAGGACAGGGCGCGUCGUCGCCGAACUACGAGGCGCCGCUACAUUCGCUGCAAAGUCGCAUCGAGGACCGGCUGGAGCGCCUGGACGACGCCAUCCACGUGCUGCGGAGCCACGCCGUGGGGCCGUCCACGGGCAUGGCGGGCGCGCACGGCGACAUGCACGGCCUCAUCGGAGCGUCGCACACGCACAACGGCGCCAUGGGCGCGCUGGGCAGCGGCUACGGGACGGGACUGCUGUCGGCCAAUCGGCACUCGCUAAUGGUGGGCUCCCACAGAGAAGAUGGCGGCAGCGUGGGCAGUUUACGCGGCAGCAGCGGCGGCGGCGGCCACUCCAUGGGGGGUCAGGUGUCGGUUCCUCAGCUGCCGGUCCAGUCGGCGACCUCACCGGACCUCAGCCAGUCUGACCCGUACCGCGCCCUGUCCGGCGGCCUCCAGGGCCAGAGCACGUCCUCUGUGAGCUCGGAGAUCAAGUCUGAGGACGAGGGAGACGAGAACCUGCUGCAGGACAGCAAGCCGCUGGACAAGAAGGACGACCUGGACAAGGAGCUCAAGGGCAUAGAGAGCAACAACGACGACGAGGAUCUGAGCCCGGAGCAGAAGAUGGAGCGGGAGCGUGAGCGCAGGAUGGCCAACAACGCCCGGGAGCGGCUGCGCGUGCGCGACAUCAACGAGGCGUUCAAGGAGCUGGGCAGGAUGGUGCAGCUGCACCUGAAGAGCGACAAGCCGCAGACCAAGCUGCUGAUCCUGCACCAGGCCGUCGCCGUCAUCCUCAGCCUGGAGCAGCAAGUCAGAGAGAGGAACCUGAACCCCAAGGCGGCCUGCCUGAAGCGCCGCGAAGAGGAGAAGGUCACCGUCGCCUCCGAUGGGACGCCCCUCUCGCUGGCCGCCGCCCACCACGUCGCCGCCGCCGCCGCCAUGGGCGAUGGACCAAACCCCAUGGGACAAAUGUCCAAGGUGCCAGAGUUCAUCAGGAUGAUGAGCGACCACUUCCUCUGACGGCGUUCUCCACCGACCAAUCACGCGCGCCGCCUCUCGCUCCAGCCCGACCACGUAGUUCCUCCGGGUCAGAUCCGCCUUCGUCUCCUCUGUGAUCUGUCGUCUCCUCUUCGCCGCCAUCUUCUUCUUCUUCUCCUUCUUCUUCUCCUUCUUCUUCUUCUCCAGUCGACAAAAUCGGACUUCAGAGUCGCAUUCGUCGCUUUCCGGACGUUUCGAAACGGCAACAGACAAAUUCCCUUGGAUCCGCCCCAGGAACUCUUGUGCUACGUGUUUUAUCAGCAUUCCCAGGACAAAAAGGCUCUAUAUAAAUAUAUAUAGUAAAUAUAUAUAUAUGUGUGUGUGUGUAAGAAAGCAGAAAAAGUUUAAAACUCGAGGCGGGCAGCGAGGAAGGUUGGGGGUUCAGGAGGGAGCAAACAUAUCAAAGUGUUUAAAAGAGAUUCUUGUUUUUUAACGCAACAUUUGCGCAGCGGUUGAUCGCAGCCUCGACACGGCACUCUAGCGCCGCACUGUGGAUGACGCUGUGCCUCACCUCCUCUCGGAUAGACGCACACGGAGAGGAUUCCGAAGAGAAGAAAAACUCCCUCAAACAGCUUGGGAAUAAGACAAACCGGCACCCCGCAGGAGCGCUUAGGCGCUUCUGUCCAAACCUGCACAAGCUCGUCACGUUUCUGUAGAGGCGAAAAGUACAAAAACGGUUGGGAGUUGGCGACCAAACGGCCCGGGUAGAGCGAAGAGUCGCUGAGCAGACCAAACGGCGCUGACGCUAACGCUAGCUUAGCACGACAAAUCAUGGAGAGAUGAAGGGAAACUUGGGACUGGACAGCAGAGCAAAUCACAUUCCUUGAGCCGCGCUACUUGAAUCAAGAGCUCCAAGAUGGAAACGCGAAGCGAGGGUCAGAGAGGAGGCCAGGGAACAAUCACCAUGGCGACGGGGUUCCGCUGCCGCCCAAUCCUGCCCACGCUCCAACACCGGUGAAAGGGGGCUUCAAGAUGGCCGCCGCAGGGCGGUAAAGUUCAGAGCUCAUCCUGAUUUUCACCAGCAGCAAGAGGUCAGAACAGGAAGUGGAAAUACUUACAGACGAGUUGCUUCCAUUAAACAAGAAGCUAAAUUAAGUUCAAACAUGAACGAGUCACUAAAAAUCAUGGAUGACGUAAGAAAUGUUCCUGGGCGAUAAAUCGUCCCGGAAGUUAUUGCGAUAAACGAUAUUGUUGUUGUUUUUGAUUUUCAAUCAUUUUAACUGAUCGAUCAUUUAUGAUUUAAAAAUUACGUCAUCAGAGGAACUGAACCAAGAGACUGUCUUCAGUCAGAGGCUUCUUCAGAUGCGCUGCAGCACAGACUGCUACAGGCUGUCCCUGCCAGCAGCUUCAGGAGCUACAGUAACUCUUUGAACUGAGCCAAAAUAUAACAUUAAGUAGAAAUUUUAGCAUUUUAGGGACCAAAAUGAAAAUAAUUCAU